UCUUCAUCAUCAACCUCGGAACUUUUGGAGAGACUUUUACUCCCAGAGCAAUCAUUCCUUCUCUGCGUCGGCGUUUCUUCCAUCACCCCACAACGCCUACCCUCCCCCACAGAAUCUCGCCACCCUCUCUGCCUAUUCCUUGUUUCUCCCCUCCACCCUCCUGAGUUCUACAUACUAUACGUAACGUGUGUAUAUUUUUAUGCUUAUGUAUGCCGAUAUGGUUGUUGUCCUUCGUCUGCGAAUCUGUCGACCCAGUAGCCGAUGGCUAUGAGAUAGAUGGAGUGCAUUGAGUAGGUGUGCGUCCGUGAGAUUUAGAAAAAUGGGCUCUGCCCGUCUGGCGAGAUUCGAUUAGAUUUAGAUUCAGAUUGCUGUUCUUCGUCAACCCGAGAAGAUAUUCUUUCUUGUCAUUCUUGUCGACCUUUCGUGCGUUGAACGUUCUUGGUUAUUCAAUUCGCCACACUUUAAGCCUGGAUUUCUUUAUUCGUCCCCGGUCUUCAACAGCCGGAUAAAAGAAUUGACCAAAAAUCUCUGAUGUCAAUCCGCCCACCAAUGAAAGCUCAGCUCUCUCGUUCGCUCUGGGUUGUCGCAGAGUAGUUCUUCUUCCAUCUUCCUCAUCCUCAUGAUCGAGUAAAAAAGCGUUUUUGUGGAUACCCUUUUGGCAAACAGCGAGAUUACUGUUAGGCCGUGCGUCGCGACGUUGAAGAAAGUCAAUAUAAUAAGAGUGUCAAAACAUUAUACAAGGAUGGUGCUUCCUCAAAGUCAUCAUCUUGCAGUGGCAUGUAAAAGUCUCCUAUUUCUUCCCGCUUCCAGAUUUGACCACCUCCACCCCGGCUACUUUCGCCGUCUUCCUCGACGUCCGAACCUCCGAUCUGGUGCUGGGAAGUCGGCGAUGGCAUCUUACGAAUCGGACGAUUCGGUGAGAUCUUACAGCCGCCCGUCGGACAGGAGCUUGACGACGUCGCACCACCUGCGCCACGUGGAUUCGCUGGCCACUCUGCCCUCCGGGGCUGGCAGGAUCUCGCAUUUGAAUGCUGUGAUCCUCGGCGAAGCUCUCGCCUCCGAAGAGAACGAUCUCGUCUUCCCCAGUGAUGAAUUUUGCAAGCAGGCCCUUGUCCCAUCUCCGCAAAAGUACUUGGAGAUGUACAAAAGGUCUAUUGAGGACCCGGCUGGCUUCUGGUCUGAUAUUGCAUCUGAAUUCUACUGGAAAAAGAAGUGGGGUGAGCCAGUAUGCUAUGAGAAUCUCGAUGUGCGGAAUGGCGAAGUCAAGAUCGAGUGGUUCAAAGGUGGUGUUACCAACAUUUGCUACAAUUGCUUGGAUAGAAACGUGGAAGCUGGACUUGGAGACAAGAUCGCGAUCUACUGGGAAGGGAACGAGCCCGGUUAUGAUGGCACCUUGACCUACUCAGAGCUGCUUCAAAAAAUAUGCCAGCUUGCAAAUUACUUGAAGGACAUCGGUGUUAAGAAGGGUGAUGCGGUGGUAAUUUAUCUUCCCAUGUUAAUGGAACUGCCAAUAGCCAUGCUUGCUUGCGCGCGUAUUGGUGCUGUACACUCGGUUGUGUUUGCUGGAUUCUCUGCUGAGUCUCUUUCCCAAAGAAUCGUGGAUUGCAAAUCGAAGGUUGUUAUUACUUGCAAUGCAGUUAAAAGAGGUUCCAAGGUCAUACAUCUGAAAGACAUAGUUGAUGCUGCCCUUGUUGAGUCAUCUGGCAAUGGAGUUUCUGUAGGUGUAUGCUUAACGUAUGAAAAUGAAUUAGCCAUGAACAGAGAAAGCACCAAAUGGAAGGAAGGGAGAGAUAUAUGGUGGCAGGACGUUGUUCCUAAGUAUCCAACGACAUGUGAAGUAGAGUGGGUUGAUGCAGAGGAUCCACUUUUUCUCCUCUACACCAGUGGUAGCACUGGAAAACCGAAGGGUGUUCUCCAUACUACCGGAGGAUAUAUGUUAUACACUGCCACGACAUUCAAGUAUGCGUUUGACUAUAAACCAAAUGACAUCUUCUGGUGCACUGCUGACUGUGGCUGGAUUACUGGGCACAGUUACGUUACCUAUGGACCUUUGCUCAAUGGAGCAUCUGUUGUAGUUUUUGAAGGGGCACCAAAUUAUCCAGACUCCGGACGCUGUUGGGAUAUCGUCGACAAAUUCAAGGUGACAAUUUUCUAUACUGCGCCUACGUUGGUGAGAUCGCUCAUGCGUGAUGGUGAUGAGCAUGUUACCAAGUAUUCACGCAAAUCCUUGCGGGUCUUAGGAAGUGUUGGCGAGCCUAUCAAUCCAAGUGCAUGGAGGUGGUUUUUCAAUUUAGUUGGGGAUUCAAGGUGCCCUAUAUCUGAUACUUGGUGGCAAACUGAAACUGGCGGCUUCAUGAUCACACCAUUACCUGGUGCCUGGCCUCAGAAACCUGGUUCUGCUACUUUUCCUUUCUUUGGGGUUCAGCCUGUCAUAGUGGAUGAGAAAGGGAUUGAAAUUGAAGGCGAGUGUAGUGGAUACCUGUGCAUUAAAAGUUCAUGGCCUGGGGCAUUUCGUACACUUUAUGGUGAUCAUGAGCGAUACGAAACCACAUACUUCAAGCCAUUCCCAGGAUACUAUUUUACUGGUGACGGCUGCAGCAGGGACAAGGAUGGUUACCACUGGCUGACUGGUAGAGUUGAUGAUGUCAUCAAUGUCAGCGGACACCGGAUAGGUACAGCAGAAGUGGAAUCUGCUCUUGUCUCACAUCCCAAAUGUGCGGAAGCUGCAGUUGUUGCCGUUGAGCAUGAGGUUAAAGGACAGGGUAUUUACGCCUUUGUCACUCUGGUGGAAGGUGAACCUUACAGCGAAGAACUGAGAAAAAGCCUCGUACUCAACGUCAGGAAACAGAUUGGAGCCUUUGCGGCACCUGACAAAAUUCACUGGGCGCCUGGCCUACCGAAAACCCGCAGUGGAAAGAUAAUGAGGAGAAUCCUGAGGAAGAUCGCAUCGAGGCAAUUAGACGAGCUUGGAGACACCAGCACACUGGCAGAUCCAUCUGUUGUCGAUCAGCUGAUCUCGCUUGCUGAUACCUGAACCACCAAAGUUUUUACUUAUGAGGUCAUUAUCAGGAUUUUCAGCCUCAGGCUCUCAUCGUCGUUGGAUAUUUUGAGUUUGUAAGUGGCAAGAUAGUGCUUAUUCCGAGUCAGCUAUUUCUUGAGCACUUCUCUGAACCUGUUGGCGUCUGACCUUUGUCAAAAGAACAAUGAAAUAGGUUGUUCUCCUCUUCUGGAACUGAUUCUAUAUUAGCGGUGUAAAAACUUACUCGUUUGUCCGCGAGAACGUCAACAUCAUCAAUUCUUUGGAAUAACGUUAACAAUCGCCUUUCUUCUUCUUCUUC
Molecule: messenger RNA, 3338 nt
Organism: Syzygium oleosum
Lineage: Eukaryota; Viridiplantae; Streptophyta; Magnoliopsida; Myrtales; Myrtaceae
Product: acetyl-coenzyme A synthetase, chloroplastic/glyoxysomal
Exons: 19
Coding region: 743-3034 (763 amino acids)
Molecular function (GO): AMP binding; acetyl-CoA synthetase activity
Source: RefSeq, a predicted model, not a curated record